Molecule: messenger RNA, 3735 nt
Organism: Ananas comosus (pineapple)
Lineage: Eukaryota; Viridiplantae; Streptophyta; Magnoliopsida; Poales; Bromeliaceae
Product: calcium-transporting ATPase, endoplasmic reticulum-type
Exons: 9
Coding region: 377-3526 (1049 amino acids)
Biological process (GO): calcium ion transmembrane transport; intracellular calcium ion homeostasis
Cellular component (GO): membrane
Molecular function (GO): ATP binding; P-type calcium transporter activity; ATP hydrolysis activity
Source: RefSeq, a predicted model, not a curated record
GGCCUCUCUCCACCGUUUCCUCGCCCUUUCUCUCUCCCUGCACAUCGUUUUUGGCGAUUUAUUACUCUCUUAUACGCUGCGGCUUCUCCUUAGCUUCUCACUGCUCACUCCCUCACCGCUGCUUCGUUCAAAAGUGCUUUUUUUUUUCCUUCUUCUUUUUAUAAGAAAAAAAAGGCGUUUUUUUCUUUCUUUUUUGGGUGUCUAUUCAUUUGGGAGACGUUUGAACUCAAAAAGAUGAGAUUUUGUGAAUGAGUACCACAGGGUACACUUCUGAAGUCCUCUCCUUGUUUGAGUUUAUGCUUGUGUGAAAAAAAAGAAAAAAGAAAAAAAGAAGGCAGUGUAGAAUUUGAAAUAGUCGGCGUGAUCGAUUGAAAACAUGGAAGAGAAGCCGUUCCCUGCGUGGUCGUGGUCCGUCGAGCAGUGCUUGAAAGAAUUCGGUGUAAAAUUGGAGAGGGGAUUGAGCUCCUAUGAAGCUGAGACGCGGAGAGAGGUUUACGGGUGGAAUGAGCUCAAGAAAGAGAAGGGCAAGCCCUUGUGGUCCCUCGUCUUCGAGCAAUUCGACGAUGUCCUCGUCAAGAUCCUACUCGUCGCGGCUUUUAUCUCCUUUACCCUAGCUUACAUCCAGGAAAGUGAGUCCGUUCACACGGGGCUUGAGGUUUAUGUGGAGCCCUUUGUUAUCGUUUUGAUCCUCGUUCUUAAUGCCGUCGUCGGAGUUUGGCAGGAAAGUAAUGCUGAGAAGGCCCUCGAAGCGUUGAAGGAGAUGCAGUGCGAGUAUGCAAAGGUUCGAAGAGACGGCUUUUAUGUGCCGGAGUUACCGGCGCGUGAAUUGGUCCCUGGAGAUAUUGUGGAAUUGAGGGUCGGAGAUUGGGUUCCUGCCGAUAUGAGAGUCGCGGCGUUAAAGACUUCGACUUUGAGGGUGGAGCAAAGCUCGUUAACAGGAGAGAGCAUGCCCGUUAUCAAAGGAACCAGCCCCGUGUUCACGGACGACUGCGAAUUGCAGGCGAAGGAGUGCAUGCUGUUUUCUGGAACGACAAUUGUUAACGGAAGCUGCAUUUGUAUAGUAACUAGCAUUGGUAUGAGCACGGAAAUCGGCAAAAUUCAAACUCAGAUUCAGGAGGCUUCGAUGGAAGAGCACGACACUCCUUUGAAGAAGAAGUUGGACGAAUUUGGUGGGAGGUUAACCACCAUAAUUGGGGUGAUUUGCCUUACAGUAUGGGUUAUUAACUACAAGAAUUUCCUCACUUGGGACAAUAACGGAUCCUUUUGGAACUUCAGGUUUUCUUUCGAGAAAUGCACUUACUACUUUAAAAUAGCAGUCGCGCUUGCAGUGGCGGCCAUUCCCGAAGGCCUGCCUGCAGUAAUUACCACUUGUUUGGCUUUGGGCACGAGGAAAAUGGCGAAGAAGAAUGCGAUUAUGAGGAAGCUUCCGAGUGUUGAGACGUUGGGAUGUACGACUGUGAUUUGCUCGGAUAAGACUGGCACGCUAACUACGAAUCAGAUGUCCGUGAAUGAAUUUUUCACCCUUGGAGGGGAGAUGAAUACUUGUCGAGCUUUUCAUGUGGAGGGCACGACAUACAAUCCCAAAGAUGGCGGAAUUACUGGUUGGAGCUACAGUAAUAUGGAGGGGAGUUUGCAGACUUUAGCACAGAUUUGUGCGCUGUGCAAUGAUGCCGGGAUUUAUUGCAAUGAGUUUCUGUUCCGGGCUUCUGGGUUGCCCACAGAGGCAGCUCUUAAGGUACUAGUUGAGAAGAUGGGGGUUCCAGAUGCAAAGGCCAGGAGUAGAAUACGUGAUGGACUUCUUACUGCUGAUUAUUUUCUGGAUCGCUCGACAGUCAAGUUAGGCUGUUGUGACUGGUGGACAAAGAGAUCAAGUAGGGUUGCCACGCUGGAGUUUGACCGAGUUCGUAAAUCUAUGAGUGUUAUUGUCCGUGAACCAACUGGAAAUAACCGCCUUCUUGUAAAGGGAGCUGUUGAAACUGUUCUGGACAGGUGCUCAUAUGUGCAGCUUGCAGAUGAAUCAAUUGCUCUGUUGGAUGAGCCAUGUAGACAGCUAAUUUUGUCGAGAUUCACUGAAAUGAGUUCAAAAGGUUUGCGAUGCUUAGGAUUUGCAUUCAAAGAUGACUUGGGAGAAUUUUCAGACUACUAUGCAGAUACUCAUCCUGCUCACACGAAGCUGCUCGAUCCAGCUAACUACCCUGAAAUCGAAAGUGAACUUACUUUUGUUGGAGUUGUUGGUCUAAGGGAUCCUCCUCGCGAUGAAGUGCAAAAAGCAAUUGAAGAUUGUAGAGGUGCUGGAAUAAAAGUAGUAGUUAUAACCGGUGACAACAAGUCCACAGCAGAGGCAAUAUGCAAGGAAAUUCGGUUAUUUCCUUUAAUGACCAGCCUCAAAGAUGGAAGCUUUACUGGUAAAGAAUUCACUAGUCUUCCAUUUUCUCGGCAAAUUGAGAUCUUAUCAAAACCUGGUGGUGUGGUUUUCUCUCGUGCUGAGCCAAGGCAUAAGCAAGAUAUAGUGCGGCUGCUGAAGGAAAUGGGAGAGAUUGUUGCCAUGACUGGAGAUGGUGUUAACGAUGCACCUGCACUAAAACUUGCUGACAUAGGAAUUGCUAUGGGUAUAACUGGAACUGAGGUUGCAAAGCAGGCUGCUGAUAUGGUACUAGCUGACGAUAACUUUAGCACGAUUGUCUCAGCUGUUGCAGAGGGCCGAGCCAUUUACAAUAACAUGAAAUCUUUUAUUAGGUAUAUGAUAUCAUCAAAUGUGGGAGAAGUAAUUUCGAUUUUUCUAACAGCUGCACUUGGUAUACCUGAAUGCCUAAUUCCAGUUCAACUCCUUUGGGUCAAUCUGGUGACUGAUGGUCCCCCAGCAACAGCCCUCGGAUUUAACCCUCCCGACAUUGAUAUCAUGCACAAACCACCCCGCAAGAGCAGCGAUGCCCUCAUCAACUCUUGGGUUCUCUUUCGAUAUCUGGUGAUCGGCUCAUAUGUAGGAGCGGCAACUGUUGGUGUCUUCAUUUUGUGGUACACUCAGCCCUCCUUUAUGGGCAUCAAUUUAACGACCGAUGGCCACACGCUCAUCUCACUUGCGGAGCUCCGCACAUGGGGAGAAUGCCCUACAUGGGCUGAUUUCUCGCCUGAGCCAUUUUUAGCCGGCGACCGUGUUAUAUCUUUCACCGAACCCUGCGACUAUUUCACUGUGGGGAAAGUUAAAGCAACCACUUUAUCUCUCUCUGUAUUAGUAGCCAUUGAAAUGUUCAAUUCUCUCAAUGCUCUUUCCGAAGACAACAGCUUACUUUGGAUGCCUCCCUGGCAGAACCCUUGGCUUCUUUUGGCAAUGCUGGUUUCUUUCGGCCUUCAUCUUCUUAUCCUUUAUGUACCAUUUUUAGCCAGCGUUUUUGGAAUUGUGCCGUUAAGUUUGAAUGAAUGGCUUUUGGUUAUCUUGGUUUCUGCACCGGUGGUGCUUAUCGACGAGGCGCUCAAGUACUUUGGUAGGCGGCAACGGUGGGCAAUGGAGAAAUACAAAACAGAAUAGAAGACUCUAGAGGUUCUGAGUUCUAACUGGAUGCUUAUUUGAAGAUAUUGUGAUUAGUUUUUGUAUUGGACUGGUGAUAUUGUACAGUUAUAAUUUUGUUUAAGCAAUCCUUGUAUUUAUCAUAGUUUACCCCUGAAAACUACUUGUAAUUUAUCAAUUAUCGGAAGUUUUAUAAAGAAGCCAAUGUUUUAAGCAUUCCUUUAUCAUCA